Messenger RNA from Entelurus aequoreus (snake pipefish), 4079 nucleotides. RefSeq names its product MDM2 proto-oncogene (gene mdm2). The transcript is spliced from 12 exons. Gene Ontology annotation, biological process: regulation of cell cycle; negative regulation of apoptotic process. Gene Ontology annotation, cellular component: nucleus. Gene Ontology annotation, molecular function: identical protein binding; ubiquitin protein ligase activity. NCBI's taxonomy places the organism in Eukaryota, Metazoa, Chordata, Actinopteri, Syngnathiformes, Syngnathidae. Bases 2051 to 3514 code for a protein of 487 amino acids. The record is from RefSeq and is a predicted model, not a curated record.
UUAUCAAUUAAUAAGUAAAUUUUUUGAGGCUUUUUAGUGGAAAUCAUAUGAUUGUAGUAAAUUAUGCAAAUUACUCGAUGAUGUCAUGGUGACCACGCCCAUAGCCCCGCCCCCACCGCCACAGGUAUCUUGGCAGUUUAUGGGAAACACUAAAUAGUGAUUAGCGCGCUAGCUGGCUCUCCAGGAAAUGAGUAAAGAUUUUUCAAAGAGCAGUGAUCAAUCCCGAUUUUACGAUAAUUACAAUUUGUAACGACCAUUCUAAACGUCAGGCAUUUUACUGCGCUUUGUCAUUACCACAGAAAUCGUUACAACUUUAUAAGCAUCACUGAGUUUUUUUCAAAGUGCGGUAGUAAAUCAUGGUAAUAGGAUAACUACAAUUUGAAAUGGCAAUACUCUAAUCGUUACAUCUUUAUAAGCAACAUUUCAUCUUUUUCUAAAAGUUCAUCAUUUUGCUGGGUUUUUAAAUGUUUUAUUUUAUUUCUACAACGUGCCCAUGGUUCUUAAAAAAAGCAAGCCAAGGUCCGCAAAUGUCCCCGGACCACAGCAUUGUUGACCGGGUAUGCACAGCAUUGUUGACCGGGGCUCUCUGUCUUCUAGCUCUCUUGCUAAUCAUUGUUUCGCUUGAAUUUGAUUACCGAGCAGGGCUGCAACAAUAAAUCGUAUACAUUUCUUGAUUUAUUUUCUGUUGCUUUGAUUAAUCGUCUAAUGCAGGGGUUCUGAAGUCUUUUUGAACUUGGGACCCAACUUUUCCAUGAGAAAGAGGCACAAGGUCCACUCAAAUAUUAACACUGAAUAAGUCAUUUUACUCUUGAUUUUAAUUGUAUUCAAUAUUUAAAUUAAAUAACCUAUCCUACUUACAGUUUAACAGCAUAAACUUUGUUAAAUGAUAUGAGAGUUUGUGUCAAGUCUUAGGUCAGGCACACAAAUAAAUACUAAUCAAAUUUACUGACAGAAGGGACUCAAUACUCAUACAAUUACACAGUGCUAAAAUAAAUAAAUAAUAACUAAAUCAAUAAUGAUAAAUAUAAUGUUUCUUAAGUAAACUGUCAAAAUUAAAGUUCACAUGAAAAUACAGCUUCACUAUUUUAGUCAUAAUUUUUGCGCUUAAGAAACUUCUCUAUGACUUUAGCUCCAGACCUACUCUGUUUGUUUGAAAUUGUCAUUGUUGGCACAAGUGGUGGAAACUGAGUACCGCUGCGGACCACAGCUGAGAAACAGAUAUUUUGGUAAAGAAACAUUGACCUAAUGAGUAUAAGUAAUAUAGAAUUGAUCAAAUAUGGGCCGCAAAGAGUUCCCGGAACUUUAAAUACGCAGACAUAGUUUCCCUAUGACUGCUGCAUUACAGCACAAUGAGAGCGGUGGUGUGCGGGAAGUGGAAAGUUUAAAAAAAAGUACUUGUAUUAAUGCACACGUUAAAAAUUCAAUUUCAAUGUUGAUGAUGUGCAUUUAUGUAACAAAAAUUAACGUUAUGGCAAGCAUGAAAAUAGUUUAUUUCAGCUAUUUUCCUUAAAAUACGCAUUGAGUCAAUGGCGUAUGUUAUAGCUCAUUACUCAACGGAACAAACCAAUCAAAAGAUGACCAAGAAAAUGCAUUAGGCAGGAAACCCUUCCAUCUGUGCCAAAUCUGUUUGAGGUGGCGAGCCACCACAACUAUAACUUAACCCUGUAAAUGAAAACAUAAUCUGUGAUGUUAAUAUUGUCACUUUUAGUCGGUCUAGUUUAGCUGGGAUGGGGCCUGGUUGGCUUGGUUGUCACUAGGCAAUCCGUGAGUCACGUCAGACUAGUCCCGGCAUGUCUACUACGAUGAUUCAAUCAGCUGUUGCAGUCUGUGUGUGCGCUGCUGACUCAGCCCAGCUGGCCCUGAUAGGCCGGAAUGAACUAGAGGCAGCCUAGCGUAAGUCUGGUCUAGUCCUGACAUGUCUCAGUCGCUCUAUAAGGGGACGCUGCUGCACUUGCCUCCCACUCUUUCUGCACUUUACCUCUGCAUGUCUUGCACAUCAUGGACCACUGACUGCACUCUCUGAUUGUCCAUAUCAUCUAACAAAUACAACAUGGACACCUCUGACGACAACAAACUGGUCCGACCCAAGGAGGGGUUGUGCUCUUUGCUGCAGCUGGCAGGAGCCACCAAAGAUGUCUUUACCAUGAAGGAGGUGAUGUUCUACCUGGGUCAAUACAUCAUUCAGAAGCAGCUGUAUGACCAGAAGCAGCAACACAUCGUGCACUGCUCCCAUGAUGAGCUGGGCCGUGUGCUUGGUGUUGACAGCUUUUCAGUCAAAGAACCUCGGGUUUUAUUUACCGUGCUCACCAAGAACCUGGUGGCUGUGACAAGCCAAGAAGACUCCUCGCAAAGUUUAGGUGAAGCAAGCAGCAGCAGCCAGGUGGAGCAGACGCAGGUCAGACAGGAAGCUGCAAGUUGCUCCACAACACCAAACAGGAGGAGACAAAGGAGGCGGCGGCGUCGGAGCUGCAGAAGCAACGACACAGGCCCCUCCCACAGCAUAGAGGAGGAUAAGGAAGAGGAGGCCUCAGAGGAGGAUGAGGACGGUCCAAAGAGGAGGAGGUCGGACAGCUACUCCCUGACCUUUGAUGACAGCCUGUCCUGGUGUGUGAUUGGUGGACUGGCAGCUGGGGGGGACAGACGCAACAGCCAGUCGUCCAACUCUCACAGCGCUGGAGGGAGGUCGGAGGUCACGACUGCUGCAGCCGACUCUGACAGCGACAACUUCAGCGUGGAAUUCGAGGUGGAGUCUGUCCAUUCCGACGACUACGGCGAAGACGACGCGUCUUUGUCUGCAGACGACCAGGUGUACGAGUUCACCAUCGUCGAUGCGGAAGACGACGACUCGUUUGACGAAGACACGGAAAUCACUAAAGCAGAUUACUGGCGCUGUGGCAAGUGUGACGAGUUGAACCCGCCUCUCCCGAGAAACUGCCUUCGUUGCUGGACGCUGCGCCAGGAUUGGCUGCGGGACACUUCCUGUCCUAAGGCCCUGCCCAGGAAGCCGACGAACCAAUCAGCCGUCGGAGAUGCUGCAGGUUCUGAUGCUGAGGAUAACGAAGGCGUCGACGUUCCGGAUGGAAAAAGAACAAAAAGUCCUGAUCCUCAGUCUCAAUGCUACUCUGACUCCGCCUCCUCCGCGCCCAACUCCCAGGAUCUCCUGUACAUCUCCCAGCCCUCCUCCUCGCAGGAGAAGCUGUGGAUGAGCGAUUCCCAGCCGACCUCCUCCACAGAGUCACUGGAGAUUCUCCCGUGCUCCGCCGCCGAUCCUCCCGCCCCCGGCGACGUCCCCGAGCUGGAGCGCAGCGUGUCGGCUGAGUGGCGCCUACCCGAGUCGUGUCUGGACCCGUGUUUGAUCUGUCAGUCCCGACCCAAAAACGGCUGCAUCGUCCACGGCAGGACGGGUCACCUCAUAUCCUGCUACGUCUGCGCCAGGAAGCUUAAGAAGAGGAACAAGCAGUGUCCCGUCUGCAGGCUUCCCAUCGAGGCUGUGAUCCUCACCUACGUCAGCUGAGACCUCCCUGAAGUGUGUUGACCUACCUCUGCUGAGAUGUCCCUUCCUUCCACAGUUAAUCUCCAGCGCAAUAACACGUUGAAAUAAUAUUCAUCAAUAAUCAUUCAUUUAUAUUCUAGAAAAUUCCAAAAAUGUUCCUGAAUUAAUUUACGUUUGUGUUUAUUUUUGAACAAUCAGCACCAACAGAAACAUGUCAAGCAAUGUUUGAUGUUUUUGUCACAAAGUAUUUUCGUGCUUAGUUUAACGUAAUGCCACUCUUUACAUUCUCCAUGCAGUUUUGUGAUGAUACAAUAUUCUAUAAAUGUUUCCUGAAGCAGGAAAUAUGAAGUUUAACUUAUAUUCUUGUCAGGAAGUAUCCUUGGAAAUAAUGCUAGAAACAACGUAAAUGUUUUGUUGCUAUUAACAUUUUCUUCCUGGAAACUUCAUGACAAUAACUUGACAAUGGACUGUGUAAAAAGAAAUGUUAAAACAAGAAAUAUUUAUUUAUUUAAGCAGACACUUUGAAUGACCUCUUUAAAGAUUAAUCUACAGCUAUUUUCCUUUGUCAAUAAAAUAAGUCAUUUCC